This is a messenger RNA of Onychostoma macrolepis, 3977 nucleotides long. It is a transcript of the gene pkp3a, whose product is annotated as plakophilin 3a. Gene Ontology annotation, cellular component: cytoplasm; nucleus; adherens junction. Gene Ontology annotation, biological process: cell-cell adhesion; cell-cell junction assembly. Bases 193 to 2805 code for a protein of 870 amino acids. The transcript is spliced from 13 exons. The record is from RefSeq and is a predicted model, not a curated record. NCBI's taxonomy places the organism in Eukaryota, Metazoa, Chordata, Actinopteri, Cypriniformes, Cyprinidae. Gene Ontology annotation, molecular function: cadherin binding.
GCAGAUUUUUAGAGCAGCCGUCAGUAGCGCGUAGCCUCACAGUUCCAGCAUCAGCGCAGAGAAACACAAGCUGACCAGCAGAAGACGCCUUUAUUGUUUCGCACCGCGGGGAUCUACUUUUUCCCACUCUCGGGUGGAACUAUAAUUUUUUAAAAUCUUGGUGGUUCAACUCGGUCCCAUCGUCGCUUCGCCAUGAGUGUCACGGUGACCUCGGAUAACGUCUUUCUGACGGCGCUGCAGCCCAACACGACCGUCAGCACUUACGCGGUCCCCUCCGAGACCGAGCUCUCUCACGGUGGGUCCCACGUCAAGGGGGAGUCGAGGUUCAAACGCGUGCACCAGCAGGUGUCUAUGAGACUGGCGGAGAAAUCCACGCUUCCGCGCCAGAACGGCUCGUCGCCACAACUGGCAGCCUCAGAGUCUGGGAAUUACUCAACGAUGACAAAAUAUUCAACAGUGAACCAGAGUUUCACUCCAAAUUUCAGCUCUAAAUCCUUUGUCUAUGCCCCCGGCAGAUCAAUGACGGCCCCACGUCCAUCCCAGUACACUAGUGGUUACUCAUCCCGCUCUGCCGUUGAUUUCAGCCCAAGAACCAAAGUCAGUUACACAGGAGGUGGUGGUGGAGGCAUGGCGUAUUACCAAGAAGAUUGUGUAGGUGGCGGUUACCAGGGUGGCGGUUACCAGGGUGGCGGUUUCCAAAGCGGCGGGGGCCAAGGGCAACAGCAGCAGGUCAGCACAAUGACUCGAUCCUUCAGCCGAAUGGGGGGCGAUCCGGAGACCCAGUCCAUGCAUUCCAUGCGUGUGGCGUCCAUGCCGCGCCAUGUGGUUUCCUCAUGGGCGGCACAAGAUGACAGCGACGGCAGCCUGGUUUCAGAACGAGAUGCCACUUACACCCAACAGGCCUCCAUGCAGAACAUGAGCAACGGCUAUGCUGCCAACACCUACCCACGCCAGUCCAUGUAUUCGACUUCUAGGGUGAACGGAUUCGAGAGCGGACAGCAGCAGGUCAGUUCAAUGACGCUUCCAACCAUGAAACGCUCCCUCAGCGGGACGCAGACCACUGGCGGCGGAGAAGGCGGCAUGGAGCAGGAGGUGUACGUUAGACAGCAGUCCUUCAAAGGCCCUGCCCACCGCACCAUCAGCCGAAUCAACAACCGCCAAACAAGUCGCGCAUCCAACAUGUCAUCAGGCAUGUACGGAACUGGCGGAUUCAGUGGCUCCCAGGGCAACCUGGCCAUGAUGCAGCAGGGACGGCUGUCGCGCGCCGGAUCCGUCAGGAGCAUGCAUAGCGUCGGGAGAGGCAAGGAUGUGUUUGACGGCAUGGAUAUGAUGGGCAGCAUGGGCAACCUGAGCGGACUCAACAGUUUGGACAUGCCGACUGCCAUUAACUAUCUUGAUGAGCCCGAUGAAAAUCUUCAGAUGUUGGGGGCUGCCUACAUUCAGCAUGAGUGUUACAAUAACAGUGAUGCAAAGAAACAGGUGAACCAGCUGAAGGGCAUUCCUCUCCUGGUGCAGCUGUUUACCAGCCAGAGUCAAGAGGUGCAGCGCUACGCCACUGGAGCCACCAGGAACCUCAUCUACGAGAGCAUGGAUAACAAAGUGGCCCUUAUUGAAUCCGGAGGGAUCCCCAAGCUCGUAGAGGCCCUUAAUGAACAAGACGAUGAACUCCGCAAGAACAUCACAGGUAUUCUGUGGAAUCUGUCUUCUAAGGAUAACCUGAAAGAAAGGCUGGCACGAGAAACUCUUCCCGAAUUGACAGAGAAGAUUUUGAUUCCCCUCUCCGGCACCGGGGACCAGGACAUUAUUGAGCUGAACCCCUCAGAGACCGACAUCUUCUUCAACACUACCGGCUGUCUCAGGAAUUUGAGCUCAGUGAACGAGAAGACCAGACAGAAGAUGAGAGAGACCCAUGGCCUUAUAGAUGCUCUAGCUGGCUAUAUUCAGAAAAGCUUGCUGGACACUAAAGUGGAGGAGAAGGGCGUGGAGAACGCAGUGUGUGUGUUGAGGAAUCUGUCCUAUCAGCUGUACACUGAGAUUUCCCCAACACACCGUAUGCGGCUGGAUGGUCCGAGUCGAGCUCAGAGCUCCUCAAAAGGAGAAGCUAUCGGCUGCUUCACCCCUAAUAGCAAGAAGGCCAAAGACAGACAAAAUCAGGACCUCACCACAUUUACAGAAGUGUCACGGCAGCCCACAGACAUCGAGUGGCUCUGGCACCCUAAUGUAGUGGAGCUGUAUAACCAGGUGCUGCAGCGCUGCGAGAUCAACUCCACAACGCGAGAGGCCGCGGCCGGAGCCCUGCAGAACAUCACAGCUGGAGACAAGAGGUGGGCGUCCAUCUUGAGUCGUGUGGCGUUGGAGCAGAAUAGGAUGUUGCCUGUCAUUCUUGAUCUCCUCAGGACCAACAACAAUGAGGAGCUGCGUUCUCUCACUGGCUUCCUCAGAAACCUCACCCGUCACGCCAAGGACAAGAACGACAUGGCCACAAAGAUGGUAAAUCCCUUGCUUGCCAAACUGCCUGCCGAUGGCCGCCAGAAGGAACCAUCCAGUGACGUGAUAGUGAACGUCUGUGGAGCCCUCAACAACCUGGUGACCAGCAGCAUGGUGGCUGCACGAGAGAUCACCUUCUUCGAUGGUCUGUCCAAGCUGAUGGGCAUCAAGACGUCUCAUGACAGCAGCCCUGCUAGACUGAAAGCUGCUAAAGCAGCGGCAACAGUGGUCAGCAACAUGUUCCAGUACAAGAAACUACACAGAGAUUACAGAAACAAAGGGUUCCAGAAAGAAGACUUUUCAGACAUGGGCUUCUGAAUGGAUUAUAUUGUCAAACAAAAAGAUAUUUAAUAAGGACAAUGGAUAAAGAAAACACAACCAGAAAUGCAGCAAAAUAAAUAUUCUGAAAAGAGGAUAACACACACAAGACUUUAUUGUAUAGGAUGAACACUUCCUAUUUAGCCUCGUAUUUUUGUUAUUUUUCCCCAAAAUCCUCAGGGAUUUAUUGCAAUGUCUUUUUUUAUACUGGCUGUUGCCUGUAUUUUUUUUUUUUUUUUCUAUCAAUAUACAUAAACACAGACUAUCCAUGAUAUAAUAAUUAUAUCUUGGGAAUUGAAUCUGUCUUUUAAAAAAGUUGCAUCUUUAAAUAUUUGUAGAAAAAUAUCUGUAUUAUGAUGGUAGGGAAGACAUUUUAGCUGGAAAAUUGGAAUUGUGAGGGUAUAGAUGAUAUAAGAAGAUUGUAAUAUGUUUUAUAAUACACAUAAAUGCUGUAAACACAGGCCGGACAGAUUUGGGCUGUUAAUCAGCCUUCUUGUCAUAACAGAAUUGCUUAUUUUUUACUAGUCUGAUUUAAAAUCUAAUGGGUUUUCUUCUUUUUUGGUAUUUUGCUAUAUGUAAAGAUAGUAUGUGUCAUUAUUUAGUGUACAAAUAAUAACUAUAAUGAUAUGAGGACACAUGGUAAAAUACCAUCUGAAUGUUUGAAUGGAAACGUUACAUUUAAACCCACUGACUAAAUUGAUUAAGUAUGUUUUUACAAAGAAACAUCACUAUUUGCCAAAUACAUAUGGAUAAUUUCUGUUCAUUUACGAAUUUUUUUAUUUUUCGUAAUUGUAUAUGGUGCAAUAUGUGCAUUAAUUUGAUAGUAAGCAAUUCUACUUAUACUUUUUUUAUUAUGGAUGUUGAAUGUUUGGUUUGGGUUGUUAUGCUUCCAAAAUAUAUUUAAUCUGGUGUGUAUGAAAUAGACUGUUAUGAGUGAUUUGCAGUCUUUAAAUAUUUGAGACAUGCUUUUACCGGAUGGAGAUUUGAUUCUGCAGAGAGGUCUUGAACUUUCUGACCUUUAGGAAUGCAUGGAAUGUUCUCUUUUCGAAGUCUUUGAUGAUUGAAUGUGUAGUAUAUUUUAUAAUUCAUCAUAAUUUCAUUGUAAAAUGCAUGUGCGUGAGUGUCAUAGAUCUAUGUUCAUAUAAAAAACAAUAAAAAGGAAAUAAAGAGUU